AUGGAAGCUUACAAAUCGGGACGUUCAAUUAAUCUCUGCAAGCACUGUGUGGUUCGCCCAUCUCCCCGACUCCGUCACUACUUGGGCGUGACCAUCCCUGUGCUGCCACCCUUCUGGGUCGCAGAUAUGGAAUCUUCAAGGCAGCAGCAAGGCCGGGCUUUUUCCCCGGCUUUCCGCCAUGUGGCCGCCAAUUCCUUUUUGGCGUCACGCCUCGCCCCUUCUCAGUGCGGGGGUUACGCCAGGGAUCGCUCCUUCGCGACUGGAGCCGGCGUUCCGGCUACGUCUCGUUAUUCUAACCCGGCUUUCAGCAUGAGCCUCGCCGGAGCUGGAUCUACUCCCGUGUUUGUCCCCGCGGCCGCGGAGGGUAAGGGCAAGGGCGUGAGCGGUUUCAUGAUCGAUUUCCUAAUGGGUGGUGUUUCAGCAGCUGUGUCCAAGACCGCUGCCGCUCCUAUUGAGCGUGUCAAACUUCUGAUCCAGAAUCAAGAUGAGAUGAUUAAGGCUGGUCGUCUCUCCGAGCCCUACAAGGGCAUUGGCGAAUGCUUCAGCCGGACGAUGAAGGAUGAGGGCGUCGUUGCUUUGUGGCGUGGUAACACCGCGAACGUGCUCCGAUACUUCCCCACCCAGGCCCUGAACUUCGCCUUCAAGGAUUAUUUCAAGAGCUUGUUUGGUUACAAGAAGGACAAGGACGGGUACUGGAAGUGGUUCGCCGGUAACCUGGCCUCUGGAGGUGCGGCUGGUGCUGCGUCUCUCACCUUCGUCUAUUCUCUAGACUACGCCCGAACCCGGCUGGCAAACGAUGCCAAGUCCGCCAAGAAGGGUGGCGGUGACAGGCAGUUCAAUGGCCUGAUCGACGUGUACCGCAAGACCAUCAAGUCCGACGGUGUCGCCGGUCUGUACCGCGGUUUCUCCAUCUCGUGCGUCGGCAUCAUUGUGUACCGCGGUCUGUACUUCGGCAUGUACGACUCGUUGAAGCCCGUCCUGCUUGUCGGCCCGCUUGAGGGCAAUUUCCUUGCCUCCUUCCUGCUUGGAUGGGGUAUCACCAUUGGUGCUGGACUCGCCUCGUACCCUAUUGACACUGUCCGACGUCGGAUGAUGAUGACGUCUGGCGAGGCUGUUAAGUACAAGAGCUCCAUGGACGCGUUCAUGCAGAUUAUCAAGAAGGAGGGCACCAAGUCCCUCUUUAAGGGUGCUGGUGCUAACAUCCUGCGUGCUGUUGCUGGUGCUGGUGUGCUGUCUGGCUAUGAUCAGCUUCAGCUCAUUCUCUUCGGCAAGGCCUACAGCGGUGGCGGCGGCUAA
This is a messenger RNA of Closterium sp. NIES-65, 1296 nucleotides long. NCBI's taxonomy places the organism in Eukaryota, Viridiplantae, Streptophyta, Zygnematophyceae, Desmidiales, Closteriaceae. The record is from the annotation of a GenBank genome assembly.